Messenger RNA from Python bivittatus (Burmese python), 3663 nucleotides. The record is from RefSeq and is a predicted model, not a curated record. NCBI's taxonomy places the organism in Eukaryota, Metazoa, Chordata, Lepidosauria, Squamata, Pythonidae.
GAUCGCGCUGAGGCUGGGCUGGCUGGCUGGCCGAGACUGGUGGGAUCGGCGAGGGGGAGAAGAAAUAAGGAGCGGAGGGCAAGGAAACCGAGCAGCUUUUCAGCUGCCUCUUGGCGACUUCAUGCCGCGGCAGUGGCCCCCUGGCCUCUUCUCCCUCCGGUCGCAAUAGCCAUGGCCGCGGUGGCCGUCCUCCGGAGCGACUCGCUGCAGGCGUUUCUUCAGGAUCGUACCCCCAGCGCCUCUCCCGACUUGGCCAAGCACUCACCUCUGGCUCUCCUGGCCGCCACCUGUAGCCGAAUCGGGCAGCCGAGCGCGUCGGUCGCUCCCUCGGAUUUCCUGCAGGUCUCCUACGACCCAAGCUUGGGCUCCCCGUCCAGGAUCUUUCACCCGUGGAGCAGCGACAUGCCGGCCCACUCCCCGGGCGGACUGCCUCCCCCGCCGCCUAGCCUCGGGCUCGCUCCGCAGCCGGCUUUCGCGGGCGGCCACGAGCUGCCGCUGACGCCCCCCGCAGAUCCAUCGUACCCCUACGAGUUCUCGCCGGUCAAGAUGCUUCCGGCUUCAAUGGGCGCCCUCUCCUCCAGUUGCCCCCCGCCGGCCUACGUGCCCUACGCCGCCCAGGCGGCCCUCCCGCCCGGCUACUCGAACCUGCUGCCCCCGCCGCCCGCGCCCCAGUCCUGCCGGCAGCUUUCGCCGGCGCCCGAGGACAUCCCUUGGUGGAGCAUCCAGCAGCGCGGGCUGGUGUUGGCGCCCUCGGAGCUGGCGCAGUACCAGUCGCAGCUGGCCGCCCUGCUGCACCCCAAAGCGCCCCUGGCGGCCACGGCCAGGAGGUGCCGCCGCUGCCGCUGCCCCAAUUGCCAGGUGGCCGCGGGCAACGGGCCCGAGGCCACCGCCGAGCCCGGGAAAAAGAAGCAGCACGUGUGCCACAUCCCCGGCUGCGGGAAGGUCUACGGCAAGACGUCGCACCUCAAGGCGCACCUGCGCUGGCACACGGGCGACCGGCCCUUCGUGUGCAACUGGCUCUUCUGCGGCAAGAGCUUCACACGCUCCGACGAGCUCCAGCGGCACCUACGGACUCACACCGGCGAGAAGCGCUUCGGCUGCGCCGAGUGCGGCAAGCGCUUCAUGCGCAGCGACCACCUCGCCAAGCACGUCAAGACGCACCAGAACAAGAGGCUCAAGGCCGGCCUCGGCCUCGGCCUCGCGGGGGGCGACGGGCGCGCUUGCGCAAUCAAGCGAGAGGAGCCGCGCGACUUGUGACCUGUUGCGAUGCUUCGCUGGGCCGAGGCGCUCGUGCGCGACUCUGACUCCUCGUCCGCCCUCUUUCAGGUCUCGGAGUGGGCCGCUUCUCUUUCCGGGGAAAAUUCCGCUUCAGCCCGAAUCAGCCCUGGACGUUUCGGGAACAACCAGGAGAGCUCCUUAUUGGGAGGCCGUUUAAAGGGGAGCCACGACACACACACACACACCCGGAAGAUCUCCGAAGUCUGGCACCUUUGAGGCUUGCAUUAGACAGAUCUCCUUUGAGAAGCAAUUGGAGGGUCCUUGGUCAGGAGACUCAAGGGACUGGUGGUUUUGCCUGGAUUCGGACCCAGCCCUCUGGAACUAAAAGCUUUGCCGUGACCCAUAGACAUCCUUUGUGUGAUCUGAAGUGGAGCCAUGAAACCCACUCUGCAGAGCAAGAUUUGGAACUGUUCUGUGGAUCUGAGAUUAGCCUUCUGUGAAGAGGUUUUUCCCCCUUUGGAUUCCCCCCCUUUUUUUUAACUCCAGAUUAAAGAUAUCCUAGGGUUUCAUCUUCUGUCGAACUCCCCCAAAGGAUUAUGGCUUCAAUGCCAGGUGCUUGCAGCCAGAAGAUUGCAGCCCACCUUCCAUCACAUUUGGAAACAUCUGGCCAUAAUGGGCUACAAUACUUUUUUAAAUAAAAACAGCAUCAUUGGGCUGGUUAUAGAGUGUCUGGGUAUAAUUUUUCGACCUGUGUUUAGGGGGAGAGAUCAGCCUUUUGUAUAGAGUUUAUUUAAUACCUUUGAAUAAAAUAAUCCCCCCCCCCACUAUGCUACUUGACUCCCUUAUGGGGACUGUACCAUGAGAUAUUUCAAGUGACCUACAGUGCAUCAGCCGUGUUAAAGUAAAUGCAUCAACACUCGGGUCAUAUUGGGAAGAUCCCACUGAGUUGGUUUCACCUGAUUGUUUAUUUCUUCUGAAACUUUUUGACAAUAUACCACUAACCCAUUUUAAGUAUUUGUUUCACCUCAACAAAUUCCCCAUUUAGAUGGAGAGCACGUUAGUAUGAAGUCCAACCUGCAGCUCAUAUUAUUAAAGCUCAGCGUUGUAAAGAUCACCUAAAUUUUCCUUGUGAAAUAUAUUGUAGUGGUGUAAAAUGUGUGACGUUUUUAUUGCUUCAUCUAUUAUUUUUUAAAACAUUUGCUGAUCAGAGUUGUAACAUUCAAACGUUGCAAGGAAACAACAAGGCAUAUACUGUUUGCAGCUCAGCUGAAAACUGCAGAGUGCAUAAUACAGAACAAGCCUACCAGGAGCUUGAUCCAAAAAGGGAAUCAGAAAUCAACUGCUGUAUAAUUAUAUUGAAGAAAUUUAUGUUUAGUGAUGUUAAAAUCCGCAAGGCUUAUUUCCAUGUAAUAAGAGCCACAAGCCAAAGUUAAAGUACCUUUUUGUUUAACCUCCAUUCACUUCAUUGGGCUUAAAACUGCUUAACUUGCAAGAUCAUGCUUGAUGUUGAAAACGCAGCGUGCAGUAUGGCUUGUUCAGAAGAAACAUUAUAUGGCAGUAUAAUGCUAUAGGGAUAUGCUUUGUCAGAUUCUUAUGUCAUUUUUGUUCAGUCUUUUGCACUGCUAAAAUUGUUUCACAUUUUAAUUGUUUCCUCAUCUUUAAAAGAGAAAAAUGGAAGAGAAAAUAGAGUUAGAAAUUUCUUUUUAAUUUCCAGAUGUCAGAACAGGGCUGCAAUUCUGUACUGUAUGCACACUUACUUGGGAUUGAGAUGUACUAAAUACUCCAGACAUGCAUAGAAAAUAUCCAACUCUUUCUGAGGCCAUAGAUUUUAUUUCUAUAUUAUCAACAUUUAUCAAAGCAGUGGUAUCCCAUAAGUGCUCAUCUUCUAAAGCCUGCGGAAUUUCCAGAGCUCAACCUUGUAAAUUUGUAAUAUAAAUAUAUUACAAAAAGAAAAGUCCAUAUUCUUUGAAAAAUAAUUUGUCAACUACAUCUUAAAAUAAAGAUUUUGCUACAAACCAACGUGCAUUCUCAUUUAAAGUACAAAAAAAAACAGUUGGAACUUUCUGAACAAAAUUAAAGUUUGUGUUCUCAAUUUUAUACUCUGUGCUGUACAUUUGAAAAUAAUUGUGGAUAUCAGCUUCAAAGGGAACUGCUGUAGGACUAUAGUGCUAGUAGAAAUAUCCAUCUGAAAUAGAAUGGUUUAGUUGCAUUUGCAAUUUAAACAUGAAGCCAGAUUUGUAUUCAAAGUACUGCAUUGAUCAAACUAUUUAAAAGGGAAAACUGUAUCAAAACUCGUCUGUGAAGUUGCGCUAUUACCAACUGUACAGUAUAGAUGAUCCAUGGCGCAUGGAUACACAGUUUAGGUACUGAAGGGAGUAACAUCACUAAAACCUAUUCUGUACAGCCUGCAGAAAACAUGUAAUUAGUUUUAAUGAGAAUUUGGAA